AUGUUGGUUUUGACAAGGUGGAGAAGAGUUUGGCUUUUGUUUAAAUGGAUUCGACUUUCGUUUAAUGUGGUGGUCUUGGAUUUUAACAAGGUGAAGGCAGUGAUCUUGGAUUUGUGUAGGAUUCGGCAUG
Funneliformis geosporum is the source of this 130-nucleotide messenger RNA. The record is from the annotation of a GenBank genome assembly. NCBI's taxonomy places the organism in Eukaryota, Fungi, Glomeromycota, Glomeromycetes, Glomerales, Glomeraceae.